GAGAGUACGCUAAAUUGUACCGGCAACUAAAUCGUACCGCUACCUUACUUUCUACCAGUUGGUUUAUUUUAAUAGUCUGGCAACACUAAUUCAUUGCUGGCAACACUAAAAAACCACUGACAAUAUGGCGCUUGCUUGUGUCAACUGUGUCGUACGUAAAAACCAAAAAAUGAUAUUUCAUUUGUAAUAAGCUAUUUUCUCGUGAAAAAACUUAAGGAUUCUUGAGGAAACGGUAAGUGAAUAGUAAAAUCUAAAUUAAUUACGUAAAUCAUUAGUUAUUUAGCUUGAUAUUCGACCUUAACAAUCGAGCCGGUGAUUUGAGAUGUCCGAGAAUAAAAGGAAAUACUAUGCUUGGACACAAGAUGAUUUAGAGGCAGCACUGAGGGCAUUAAAAGCUAAAACUGUUGGACUGAAUGAAUGCGCACGCCGAUAUCAGAUACCAAAACCAACACUAAAGCGGCAUUUACUGUGCAGAAACAAAAUUUCAAACGAUGGUAAAAUCCACAAAGGAAGGCCUUGUGUCUUUUCAGCAUAUAUAGAAAAAGAAUUAGCCGAACAUCUUUUGUACAUGGAAAGCUGUAUGUUUGGCUUGACGAUUAAUGAUGUAAGACGCUUAGCUUACCAGAUUGCGGAACAGAAUAAAAUAAAACAUAGCUUCAACAAAGAAAAACAAAUGGCUGGCAAAUCAUGGUUUUAUAAAUUCAUGCGUCGACAUCGUACAUUGAGUGUUCGUCAACCGGAAUCCACAUCUAUCAACCGAGCAAAAGGGUUCAACAAGGAUAAUAUUUAUCAUUUUUUUGAUAAAUUAGAGAAGAUUGUUGAGGAGAAAAAAUUUAACCCCAACAACAUAUUCAACGUAGACGAGACUGGAUUUUCGACCGUUCAGAAAAAAUCUCAAAAAGUAAUUGGUCAGAGAGGUAAGAAGCAGGUUGGAGCAAUCUCAAGUGGUGAACGCGGCGUUAAUACAACAGCUGUAUGCGCUACUAGUGCUUCAGGCCAGUAUAUUCCACCAAUGCUCAUAUUUAAAAGAAAGAGGAUGAGCCCUUUGUUAGAAAAUGGAGCACCACCCGGCAGUAUUGUCACAGUAUCUGAAACGGGCUACAUAAACAGCGAACUAUUCGUGCAAUGGAUGAAACAUUUUAUUGAUAUUGUUAAACCAUCUAAAGAUAAAAAUGUCCUACUCUUACUAGAUGGACACACAACACACUCCAGAAAUUUGAAAGCAAUUAAAUUAGCACGAGAAAACUACAUAGUUUUGCUGCAAUUGCCCGGACACACUACCCACAGGCUCCAACCAUUGGACGUCUCAAUUUUUGGACCUAUGAGUAAAUACUAUAUACAAAUGGUAGAGACAUGGUUAAGGUCAAAUCCAGGCAAAGCCGUAUCUCAGUACGAAGUCACUGAAUUAUUUAAUAAAGCGUAUAUGAGAGCUGCGACCGUGGGUAAUGCAGUAAGCGGAUUUAAAGCAACUGGGAUCUGGCCAGUUAAUCGUUAUGUCUUUGAAGAUCAUGAUUUUCUUCCAUCUGAGACAUUAGCGGUCAAUAACGAAGAUGUCACUAUUUCCAGUCCAACAACUCCACACCAGGCUGAGCUGAAUACAUCAAAACUUGAGCGAUUAGAAGUACACAAUUCACCGGAUGACACGGAUGUUGAAACUCCGUCCCAGUCACCAUCAAUUCUUGCAGAACCCGCUGACGUGAAUCCUAAUAUAAUGAAUGAUUUCGACAAAAAAACACACCAUAAUCCUGCAACAUUGCUAAUCCUAGCUAUAAAUUGUUUAAACUCCUAUGUAAUGGGUCAUGCAAAGCAAAGUUCAGUGGAUAAACAAAAGCCAGAAAAUGCACUUAUAAAAUCUUCUCGCCAACCAGACACAAAAUACAUUGAUGACAAACAAUCUAUUGAGACGAGUGAUGGUAAUGUAGUUUUGAAUACCAACUCAUAUGAAGUUGGUAACGGGAGCUCAGCUGAUACGAAUAUUACAUCUAGUGAAAAACUUAUUAUUCCUAUAAGUGUUCUUUCACCCGCACCGCAAAAUAAAUCGAUGAGCAAGAGGAAAAGAGGUAUUCAAAAAUCAAUAGAACUGACAUCAAGCCCAUAUAAGUCUGAACUAGAAGAAUCCAUUCAAAAACGAGCCGCUAAAAUUCCGAAACUGAAUAUCUCUAAAAAUCAGACUAUUCAAAAACAAAAAAAGAAAGAAACGAAACCAAAAGCGAGCACAUCAAAAGAUUUAGAAGCACCAAAGAAAACUACUAGAAUCAGUUCAAGAAAAAAAACACUAGAAUAUGACAAUUCGUUUCAAACUGAAACGAACAAGGGAGCGUCCACUUCUGGAACUAAAAACAAGAUAAAACCAAAGAGUAAAAUUACAAAUAAGAAGGCAUCGUCAAAAAAGAAGUGUACGCAACGCAUAAGAGAGAGCUCCGAAAGUUCAAUUGAACAAAUAUCAUUACAUGACGAUUCUGAUGAUGACGUGAAGGACGACGACGAUGAUUAUUGUGUUAUUUGCAAUGGAUAUUAUUACGACAAAAAAGGUCCAAAUGUCGAAUGGAUUCAAUGUGUGAGAUGCCACAGAUGGCUUCAUGACACUUGUAGUGAGAUACCUGAUAUGUGCCCUAAGUGCCUUAAGUAAUUACGUCUAUAACAUUGAUCUCAAAUCGGAUGCUGUGAUUGAUUUAAGACUUAACUUUAAAUUUAACUAAUUAUUAAGAAAAAAUAGGUCGUUACUUUACAAUGACAAGUAGAUAUUAACAAGUUAUGAAUGUGAUUUAGUGUUUAGGCCAUAGAUACCUACGUAGAAAAAAAGUAAAUAACAGGUUGUUUUAUGAUACGAAGAAUCUCAAAUCUGAGGACUGAUUAUGUUUAAGAGAUAUUUUGUAGAUUUUUGUAAUAAGCACAUUUCUUGUUGAUUCAUUUUGUUAAAAUUAUAUCUAAAAGUAAUGUUUAAGAAAGUUAAUUUUAUAAACAUUUUGUUUGAAUUCUUAUGUCACAAAUACUAAAUAGUUAAUUACCUAACUAUAUUAAGUUUUACUUAUUCGUACAAUUAGGUAAGUUAGUUACCAUUCUUUAAAAGCAUAUAUAUUUUAAUACUGUUUUUCUUUGCUAUGUUUAUUGCUGCCAUUUGAAUAAAAAUGAUUAAAAAAACAUAGGAUUUUAUUUUAUUAAAUAUUACAUCGAUCAAUUCAUUCAAAAUGUUAGGCAGGCAGGUACAAUUUAGGAAUCACAGAUUUUCUUACUUGCAAUUCGUACUUCUAGGUUUUACAGAAAUAUAUUUUUUAUGUUGUUAUAUGGAUUUACAGCUAAAUGAAUACCAGUAGUUUUAAUCUUAUUUCUUUUCUGAUGAGACAAAUAGGGAAAAGUUAAACAAUGAAGUAAAAUUUAGUUUUUUUAUCUUUUUAUUUUGUAUAUAGAAAAAAUCAAAGUACGAUUUAAAGACCGAGUGGUACGAUUUAUCAAGCGAUUACCUAAAUCGUACCAUUUGAUGUUAAAAUAAAAAAUAAAAGUUUGGCCACAAAUAAGCAUUAUACUGUACAAUCCUGCUUGCUGUCAUAGGUAAUAAACCAUUACGGUUCUUAUAGUCAAUGGCCCAAAUUCCUAAAUAUUACAAAAUUAUUUUAAAUAAAAAAUAUAGUUAGGGGGUACAAUAUUGCGUACUCCCCCCU
Messenger RNA from Plutella xylostella (diamondback moth), 3659 nucleotides. NCBI's taxonomy places the organism in Eukaryota, Metazoa, Arthropoda, Insecta, Lepidoptera, Plutellidae. The record is from RefSeq and is a predicted model, not a curated record.